Messenger RNA from Liolophura sinensis, 2160 nucleotides. RefSeq names its product voltage-gated hydrogen channel 1-like. Bases 735 to 1808 code for a protein of 357 amino acids. The transcript is spliced from 9 exons. Gene Ontology annotation, cellular component: plasma membrane. The record is from RefSeq and is a predicted model, not a curated record. Lineage: Eukaryota; Metazoa; Mollusca; Polyplacophora; Chitonida; Chitonidae. Gene Ontology annotation, molecular function: voltage-gated proton channel activity. Gene Ontology annotation, biological process: proton transmembrane transport.
UACCUGUGCUUGUACCUAUAUCUGUGCCAGUAUCUGUAUUUGUAUCUGUACCGGUAUCUGUGUUUGUAUCUGUAUCUGUGCUUGUACCGUACCUGUGCCUGUACUUGUAUCUGUACCUGUGCUUGAACCUCUACCUGUAGGCCCAUUUGUGCUUGUACCUGUAUCUUUGCUUGUACCUGUACCUGUGUUUGUAUCUGUGCUUGUACCUGUAGCUGUGCUUGUACCUGUACCUGUGUUUGUAUCUGUGCUUGUACCUGUAUCUGUCCUUGUACCUGUUCCUGUUUUUGUACCUGUUCCUGUGUUUGUACCUGUUCCUGUGUUUGUACCUGUACCUGUGCUUGUACCUGUACCUGUGUUUUUACCCGUACCUGUGUUUGUACCUGUUCCUGUGCUUGUACCUGUACCUGUGUUUUUACCCGUACCUGUGCUUGUACCUGUACCUGUGUUUGUACCUGUACCUGUGUUUAUACCUGUAUCUUUGCUUGUACCUGUAUCUGUGCUUGUAUCUGUAUCUGUGCUUGUACCUGUUCCUGUGUUUGUACCUGUUCCUGUGUUUGUACCUGUUCCUGUGUUUGUACCCGUACGUGUGCUUGUACCUGUACCUGUACCUGUGCUUGUAUCUGUACGUGUAGGCCUAUUUGUGCUUGUACCUGUAUCUUUGCUUGUACCUGCACCUGUGUUGGUACCUGUUCUUGUACCUGUACCUGUCAUACGUCGUUGGGCAGUCACUAAACAUGAGCCGCCCCCCAGGAGCCAGAUCUUCCCCAUCCACCGGACGAGGCUUCAUGCACGAGUUGAUGAAUCUACUGACAAACAGAGUAAUACACCAACGGAAAAUAAGAAGACGAUGGAAGAGGAGCCUGACCAAUAAGGAAAGUGAGCGUUACGCGUAUCAGAUUGAGGAGCAUCUCGAGGAUGAAGCCACUGAAGAGGUUCCUGAGGAAAAAGCUAACCAGUGUUCGUCGUGCCGGGAGAAGGGUAGGAAUAUUCUCCACAGCAAACACGUCCUCCGUACCAUCGUGGCGCUCUGUAUCAUCGAUUGUAUCAUGGUCAUGGUGGAAUUGAUUCUCGAUAACACUGCUGUUAGACAUGACAUUGUUGACAAGUACGGGUUGGUAGGUAUGGAGGGUGACAAAGAGAGUGUUAAGAACCACACGGCCCCCGAGAGGCACAGACGUGCGGCCUCCGGGGGGGAUGGCGCGGACCACGGGUCCCAUUCAACCUACGCCGUUAUAGCUCACUACUGCCAUUACGUUAGUGUCGCCAUCUUGUGCCUGCUUACAUUAGAGACCCUCAUUAAAAUUUUCUGCUUCGGAAAAAAAUUCUUCCAUAGCAAACUUGAGGUAUUUGACGGCUUCGUUGUCAUCGCCUCCCUCAUCGCUGACCUUGUUCUCCUGGACGGAGUGACGAAUGAGCCACCGCUCCUCAGCAGCGCUAUUGUUAAUAUCUUGUUGCCAUGGAGAAUAAUUCGUGUCGUCAACAGUUUGGUGAUCGCCACUCGCGACCAUGAGCACUACAAGCUGCUCCUCGUCUACAAAUCCAAGAAGCAGGUUGAAGACCAGAUGGAUCAAGUCAUCCAAGAGCUCCAGGAAUCCAGGAAUCACGUGGAGAGAUUGAUACUUAUUUGCAGAAAGAAUGGAGUAGACACUGAAGAAAUAUCUCUGCAUCAAAAAACAACAGAACCAACUUCAAAAUCACCAGGCGUGCAAUCUGAUGACGUGAAGAUCAGGGUGGAUGGCCCAGCUGAUGGUAACAAAAGCCAAGCUGAUCACACAUAUGACACGAUUUCUUCAGUCACCCACCUCUGAGUACAGAAAUAACCAGGCAUAGACCAAGAUGUCUCAAUUUCAUGUUUUUAUCCUAUUUUCCCAAUGUCUCAAAUGUUGUUUUCCUCAGAAUAAGGUGUUCGAAAGACACUGGGACAUCCCUGGCUAAACCUGAAGGAAAAACGGAGCAAUGAAUGAGGGCUAAAGGUUGAUGUUUGUCUUCUUCCAAAUUGGUGCUUUGUAAACAAUACUAUCAGAAAUUGUGCAUUAAACCAUAAAGAUAUAAACGCUUCAUCAGAAAGUUUUGUGUAAAGAAGCUAAAAGAAGCUUUAGAACUGCUUGAGAAAAUUUAUAAAUUUUGUAUAAAAAAUAAAAAGCGUGAUGAAGGCCGGUA